Molecule: messenger RNA, 698 nt
Organism: Penaeus vannamei (Pacific white shrimp)
Lineage: Eukaryota; Metazoa; Arthropoda; Malacostraca; Decapoda; Penaeidae
Source: RefSeq, a predicted model, not a curated record
UCCCUCCGUUGUCCGUUGCAGCCGUCAGUGUAGGCUCGACCGGUGAGGAGGGAGGACGUAUGCACCGCGUCCAUCCAUGAAGAGAAGCCACAAUGAACCCCUUUGCGUUAGUGCUGUAGCGUCCUUUUCACUCCACUGUUGAUCUCCGCUGGACCCGAGUGCGCUUCCACGCGGCCCAUGACCAUGAACUGGACGCUCGUGACCAUCGUCGUCGUCAUGUCACUGAUAUCGACAGUGACGAUGAGGAACCAGCAUCAGACGGGCCUGGAAAUGAGUCAUCUCUCGUCGCAUGCGGCAUCCCAGGGCCUCAGUCCAGGGCGAAGUUGGGAGGCGAAGCCACAAGACAACGACCUCGCGCCUGCCAGAGAUCCUAUUUCCAUAUCCCCCUUUCCGAGGCGAAGGAAGAGGAAGAAGAGGACGAGGAGAAACUCUUCCCCAAAAUUCGUUAAAAGAUUCGUCCGACGGAUAAUGGCCAACAGAAUGAAGGACAAAGUUGUAAAAGAUGCAAAGUGUGGAAGGAGUUACAACGUCAAAAGCAAUAACAUCUUCAAGAUCCGGCUGCACACCCGCGGUACCUGCAACAUGAUAUUCAGGGCAAGCGCGAAAGCAGCCUUCAAACUGUCCUGUUUGGCGGUGACGGUUGACAGCUGUGAUUCCUCGCAGCUGCAUCUCUCCUUCGGCAACUCUACGACGGUCAG